This is a messenger RNA of Folsomia candida, 7432 nucleotides long. RefSeq lists its product as uncharacterized. Bases 2813 to 4477 code for a protein of 554 amino acids. The transcript is spliced from 10 exons. Gene Ontology annotation, cellular component: membrane. The record is from RefSeq and is a predicted model, not a curated record. Lineage: Eukaryota; Metazoa; Arthropoda; Collembola; Entomobryomorpha; Isotomidae.
GACCGUCCUUUCUCCUCUGACUGAGAGUACAACAGCAAGCAAAACAAUCCUUCAGGUGAAAUAUGCGUCAAACCACCUACAAAUGUGAGAUUUCCUUUCACCGUGCAAUACAGUGUAUGAGCUCGUAAUUGCCAGGCAGGCAGACCUGCAAUUCAUCACGCAGCUUUCUUUCGAGUUAAAUCACUCUGUCGGCACUUAUCGACUUGCCUCACUUACAAAAGGUGGUAUUAUUGGCUCAAUACAGGGUGCCCUACAUUUCACUCUCACCACCACCAACUGCGAAAUAAAUACUUAAUGUUUUCAUGUUCUUCCAUCAGUUUGUUGGUGACGACAGAAGGUAAACCGAAUCGUUGUGCGACGCCAGGUAUGAGUCGAGGAGGCUUUUCUUUGAGACUGCAAAGUGUGAAUUUUUAAAACCACUCGUCGAGUUCAAUAGUUUGGCUCCAAAUUGUGAAUUUCAUUCCAAUGUAGUAAUUGAUUAUACGUUUGCUAUAAUGGGCAAAUUUAGGCGAUUGGACAAGGAAAAAUUUAAGGACAGUAAAAAUACUGAUCGCUGGCGUUACUGGCCUAAAAAUUCAUCACAAGCUCAGAAGAAAAGUUCACCAGACUUUCACUUUCACCUAGUUCUGGCCAUCGUGCUGUUUGUAUACUUGUGGAUACUGUUGAUCACGUACUACGCGGACAAAGGUGCGAGUAGCAGAGAGCGAUUGUCAUCACAAAGCAGUAGCAAUCAUAAAGGGAUUAUCGUAAGCCUUAAAAAUCAGCCUCAAGACUUUGAAGCAAAAGGAUUCGAGUGCUUUUCGAAAUAUCCGUUGUUGCGUUACCCAAAAUUGCAAGGUUCUCCAAUUCGACUCUUACGAUCGUCAUCUCGAGGAGAAAUUUCUCUUACGGACAUAUCUAAAAAAUAUUUAAAUAGAAUGACCCAGGUUUCCGUGCUAAUGAAAUAUUUUAUCGCAGCCCCAAUUUCGUCAAAGUUGAGUGUUGUAGGAAGGAAUUUACUGUCCAACGAAAUGGUCACGAUGGAUUUAUCACAAUAUGGGGAUGCUUACUGUACAAGAGUACUCUUUUUUGGGGCGGUUGACGAGAUUCAUGUUGAGGCAUCAGUGACAUCAAACAACGGAUUCAUUAUUGUUGACGAGUUGUUAGUUGGACUCGGAUAUUUUGUUUUCGAUGGACUUGACGUAGAAACGUGCUCCUAGCAGAUAUUGGACAAUUUAUUUUAUCACAUUCGCGAUUCACGAUAUGCAUCUUUCAAGUUCGAUGUGUUCUACCUCUUUAUACGGUCACGGGGUAAUAAACUAAAUAAAUUGGUAAUGUAGAGUUCGAAAUCUAUGUAAUCUAUAUAUUUAUACAAAAUUACCAACCCAUGAUUUUAUUACACACAAUUUGUCGCAAAUUUUUGGAUAAAUGAGUUGCGAUGCCAAAUAAUGCUCGAUUUAUGUUUUCCCCUUGUCACUAGAUAACAUGGUUGCACGAUUGCUUGACAUUUAGUAUCUAGGUAACUCUUGGCUCUUUUAACGGUUGCGACAAAUGGUGGAGUUACAAAUAAAAUAAUUAUUUUUUUAAUCGUUGGUACACGUCCCCUGGGCCUGUGUACCAACGACUUUGACCUUUAAUAACUUUUGAAAGGGCAGACAUAGAGACUUGAUUCUUAAAGAUGAAAUCAUCGUAAUUUUUAGCUUGAUUUUUUAAGCAAAAAAUCUCGAGGCUACUAUUUCGAGAAUUAAAUUUGAAAUCUGCAGCGUGCAGCCUUUAUUUAGCCCGAGUCAGGGUCAGUGUCAGCUUCUAAAUUUUAGUCAGACGACCUGCACCAACUACUAUUCGUAAUCGGCAAAAAUGUUCCCAUAAUCCAGCAUGCAAAAUUUCAGCUCAUUGACCAAUUUUAAAACCAAUACGGGUCUCAGUCUUCUGAGACUCAGACUUCUGAGACUUUUCUGGGCUGGGCCCACAAAAAUAUUCAUUUUCAUAUUCUUUAGUCUGAUGUGCCCUUACCUAUGAUACAGAAUUUCAUUUUUAUUCUACCAAUAUAAAAAGCAAUGUGGGUCACCUUGUUAAAUCUCUGUGGAAAAAAUCUUAAUAUUUACUUCAUAUUUUUCAAUCUGGUCUACCCCCGCAGGGUCAUGCCAAAUUUCAGUCUUCUACGAGUGUCUGGAGCGAAUUUCAUCUUUUUAAUACAAUUUUUAAAAAUCGAUAUGGGUCACCCCUUAAAGGUCCCUCCACAUAAAAAUGUUUUAAUUCAUAUUUUUUCAUCAGGGACCAUUAGCAAUCUCUGCACUAAUUUCAGCUCGAUUGGAUAAUUUUCAACAAUCGGUAUGGUAUCGGGUCCCUCCAGUCGAAAAUUUUCCCAAUUUAAAUUCAUAUUCUUCAAUUAGACACCAUUAGCAAUCUCAAUGCCAAUUUUCAGAUUUUGAAAUACUCCACCCACCCAGAUGACCACCACCGGUCAACCACUUAAUCGAUUUCGCCCAUCUUCAAAUUUAACUCCUCAUUUGCCACAUACUACACAUACCAAAUUUAAAGUCGCUAGGACGAGUUUAACGAAAGUUAUCGUAAAAUGAUCGAACGGACAGACGGACGGACAUGACGGUUCCAUAAGCACUUUGACUGAAAAUUACAUUUCCAACUGUAACCAAUGACAUUUUCAACAAUUUUUAGUUUUCUAAAAAUGAAAAUUUAUUUUGUAACUCGGCCAUUUGUCGUAACCUUAUAGAUUGAUAAAGUGUCAAAUAAUCUUGACAUGGUUGGGUUAGGACUAUCGUUAAGAUUCCAAUCAUAUCAUUAGUGAAUUAGCAACUUGGCAUGAUUACAUGUAAUGUAUUGCCCAUUUGUUUUUCAAUCUAUUAAUUUAAAUAACAAAACAAUAAGGAUUAUCAUGAAGCCUUACAAAAGCCAAAAUUAUGGGAGGGAACUUCAGUUCAUUUUAACAAAAAGUAUAGCAUCUAAACGAAGGAAUAAAGUAAGCAUCCUAAUUUCAGCACAAAGUAUGAGAAAUACAUGCAUUAUUCUAUUUGCUUCAAUUCAAAAGUUCUCAGAAUUUUCUCCUCACGGUCAAACAAAUGAGCAGAAUAAAUUCGAGGCACAGAAAUCAGCACUGGAAGUACUCACACGGCCUCAAGUAGAGUUCGCUGCACGAAAGUUUUCGAAGCAUUUAUUUCGUGACCCCAACGUCAUAUCUUCAAACCAUCUCGAGCUGAACUCCAAGAAGUACAAGCAGAAACUUCCAAAAUACAAUACGGAUUCACAUGUCGUCCACAUGUCGGACAAGAGACCAUAUGCACCCAUACCUCUUGACAACAAAGAAAACAUGCACACAGCAUUCUGUGAAUCAUCAAUCUUGAAAUUUCCACAACAAGAAAACUUGCACGUGGAAAAACGAGUAGGAAAUGCAUUUGAGCCAUAUUUGGAUCAAAAACCACUAUUUCAGUUAAAAUCAGUAUUAAAAUCGGGUGCAAGGGCUGAACAUGACAAUAAUAACAGAACGACCAAUGACAGGGACGCUAUGUCGAUGGAAGAUAUUCUUGCGGUGGACAGAAAUUUGUGUGAACGACAAGGUUUGAACUAUCUUCCACGACGGGAUGCAUUUGACAUUGGGCUGAAUGAAAUCAGAGAAUCAUUGAAUGAUUCGCGAAAUUUGGAUGUUUGUGUGACAUGCUUAAAGAGCAUUCUGAGGCUCCUUGUGGUUUCAGGAAUGAUUUUAGUAGUUUUUAUUUUGGUACUGGCCAUAAACGCUGCAGUAUUUGACUUUCUGAGAGAACAUUUCUUCCAGAAUGCACUGAAGUUUAUUUUCUUUCUUGGGGCGAUCAUGCACUCCUCCGUGGUUGGAAUCUACGGAUUAGUCGCUCUAUCAAAAUUGAAUCAUGUCCGACCCUACUUUUUGAGGAUUCCAUUUACUCUUAUUUUUCCUGUUGGAUUUCUCGCAUCGUCUCUUCAACACUUGAUGAACGUUUCAAAAUUAAUGGAACACUAUCUGACUCACAAAAUGCAAAGUUAUCAUACGUACAAGGACUCGAGGCGUGUCCUGGAUAAAUUACAUAAUUUUUUAGCCUGUUGUGGAAUACACUCAAGUCAAGAAUGGAUUACAUAUUCAGGAGUAUACCCAAGGUCUUGUUGUGCAGAUAGUGAUUGUCUAAAUUCUGAAGCAAGCAACACAUUAUUCUCCGAUGGUUGCCUAACUAAGGCCACACAUUUCAAUCUCGUCCUAGCUGGAAUUAUGGCAAUCGUUGCAUUUGUUCAAUUAAUCCUCUUAAUUACCUCUGUUUGUUUUAUGCUGAAACUGUUCAACAUAAUCAAGCUGCAAAUUGAAGACCGAAGAUCCAGCUGGAAAAUAAUUUUUGGCAAAUUCUUCUCAAUAUGCGAAUCUGCUGAAUACGAUCGGCAACAAGAAUUGGCAGAGCUUGGCCAGCUUAAAUUCCAAGAUUUCAUUAAGACAAAUGUUCAUUAUUCAAGACCAGUGACACCAGCAAUAUUGAAGUCAUGAUGUAGUAGACAAUUGAUAUUAUAAAUCAGAUGAAUUACAUUUUUAUUUUGAAAAUAAGAAAAAUUGACUAAAAAUACUUUGAUUUACGUGUCACUCAGACAUGUUUAUCGUGAAUCCAUGUAUUUAUUUUACGAUUGUUAUGAAAUCGUUGCAUUAAUGCAUCCGCUGAAUUGGAACUAGCUACAUAAUUGUAAGAGCCUGCAAAUAAAUGUAUUUGAAAUUAGUGAAAAAAAAUUGAGUACACAACUUCAUACAAUUAAUUAUUCAUUUCCCUUCAAUUGUGUGAGCAAGCGUAUAAGUGUGUAUACUUCAGUAUAAAUAUUUAGGAAAGAAAUGUCAAACAGUAAUGCCGUAUGUCAAAGAAUUUUAUGUCACAUUUCACAAAAAAAAGUGGUUGGUCAACCAUACAUAAAUCGAAGUGAAGAAAAACAACUUUCUUGCUUGUAAAUAUUUAUUAUUCGCUAAAGUCGUCGUCAGUUUUCGACACUAACGUCUAGUCGCAAUCAACGUCCAACGUAGUAACCCAAAGUAUACAUAAUACACAUCGCAAAAGUUAAAAAUGAGCAUUUAUUUUAAAAAUCAAAGAUUCUACUUAACUUUACUGAGUGUUUCUCUAUUUUUUUCCGUGUUUUUAAGCAUUGCAUCUCCAAAUGAAGACGAUGAAGAUUCGAGUGAAGAGGAUGAAGAAGAUGAUUUCUCGUAUGCAGUACUUCAUUCCGCAAUUCAUAACUUAACCACAAGGAUCAACAACAUAAGUGCUAAUACGACGCUUCUAAAUCCAGCGACAUACCUGGCAUCAAUUACACCUAACGUUACUCACUCGAUAACCAUCGAAGAUGACGAUUUUGACUAUGGGAAAACCCAAGACUGGAAAACGAAGGACACAGUUGAAGGGUAUGAAAUUUCUUCAGACGGACUCCAAUUCAAGUCCAAAUUGUUACAUGACAAAGGACUGAUACAAGUUCGCGUUAGUGUUAACGGUGUUGCAUGGACACUUAAAAAAGAAAUUCAUAGGAGAAACUUGAAUUUGAGGAUCAUGACAUGGGACAGUAGCAACAAUAGGAUACGCGUACAAGUGCCAUAUGGAGUAAUACCUCAAGGUGGAAGCUCCAUUUAUGCCGACAAUCUUCUGACGAUCAUCUUUGGCCAGCCUAAUACUCUCCCAACAUAUUUGUUACUUAAUCAAUUGACCUGAACGCAACCACCCAAAUUUAUAUUUGGGGAUUAAUUAAUGUUAAUAGAGUAGCAUCAAAUUAAUCCCAAGCAACCCACCAAGUGCAAAACCCUUAUCCUGAACGGAACCUACAAUGUACUUUUGGGCCUUGACUACAUAUGUAUGUAUGUACCCUAUAUGAUUCUAUACAAAUGCCAGAAGGUCAUGAAAAUUUGUCAAAGGUCGGACACCCCUCUGGGUUUGUCUAAAUAAGGGAGAUUAGGUCGGGCUAUCGCCAGAAGAUUGCCGUCAUACUUAAAUUCGCAAUGCUUCUCAAGAGGUAAAAGUGGUGGAAAGACCAAAGUACGUAGAUUUAUUCGCCCCAUUUGGCUUCUUAGAGUAUAAGAAGCAAACAAAAACUACUUGACGACAUUGUAGCAAUAAAAAGACAGAAAUGUUGAACAAUAAUAUACAGCAGCAAUUAAAUGUCCUUUAAAUAUCUUCGAAAAAGCUAUUCAGACAAUAAUACUGCAAACAAAAGCUGACAUUCAAUUAAACUAUCCAUUGUUCUUAGAAAUACUAUGACCAAAAGUAUUUUUACAAGUACAGCAAGUGAUUUCAAGAACUACAAACUCGUUUGAACUGAUUCGAAAAGAAAUAUUUUUUAAAACGCUAAUUUAAAAAGACAAAAAUAGUAUCUGCAAAUGAUCAUCAUAAAGUAUUUACUGAUCUUGUGUAUUUGGUUGGUGCUUCUCCCCGAUGCCUCAGACACAUUGUCAGACGACACUGGUCUCACCCAUCAUCGUUCCAAGAGAAUUGCGAAUAAACCACGCAGAAGGCAUAAACCCAAGCCCAAAAAUUCCAAACCAAAAUCGGAUCCAUGGGGGAAUUCAGGUUCAGGGGCAACCGCAACACCACCAAAUUCUACUGAAGUCGAAGAUGAUUUCGCAGAUUAUCCAGAAGGAUAUUUUCUGAAACCUGGGAUGACAGAAGCCCCUGAAAAUUACGAGUAUUCUGAGUCAAAGUUCAAUAAACCCCAUCUCACCAAUGCAGAAUGGAAAGAUCAGUUCACCUCUCGCAAAAGAACAUACGAAAUUGAAAAAUCUAAAUUAGAUAGCAUUGUUCCAGUAAAACCACCUGAAGCAGUAAAAGGCAUCCUUGGCGAUGAUUUGCUUCGGUGAAAAUAAAAUUUUGCAUAAUCUCAACUGAAUUAAUUUGGCCAAUGAGUAACAGGUCAUGAUUUACAUAAAUAUGAACAUCAUUCAAUUGUAUCUCGGUCGUGAGUUUGAAAAUUUGUAAUCUGAGCAUGCUUAAAUAAAUUUUCAACUAUACACAAAGAUUUGUUAACAUGUUUUUAUUCCAAAAUUAUAAAACUGACACAAUGUCUAAUUGAUUAAAAUGAAGUUUUUAUUAAAGUACAAAAAUGUUAUUCUAAUUUCUAUCUAUUACUAAAAUGAGCUCAUAAUUAAAAAUAUCGUUCUAAAAUUACGAAACGUCCAACUAAAUAAUACAUACGAACAUAUUGAGUUAUAAAUUAUGUAUGUGUAGAAACAGGUAAAUGAAGAAGAACACAACAUGCGGCAAUGCAGUACUUAAUAAAAUCAGAAAAAUGGAUUAAUUAUACACUGAAAAGAAGGUGAACAUACAAAUGCAUAUUUAGUAUACAUAUAAUAAUGAUCACAUUGUCAUUGUCAUCAUCAGCAAUAAAAUAAAUAAAUGGUUCUCAAAAUAACUAUGUAAAAAAGUAAAGAUACAAAUAAAGAGUCGUUUAACAGAUAAAAUUGAACCUUUGUCUAAAAAAA